UCCCAUUAAUAAAGCCAUGAAUCGCAAGACACUCGUAGGGAUUGUAUUGGUGUCGCUCACCAUUUAUUCGUGUUGUUCAGCGCUCAAGAUAUCGCUGUAUUACGAGACCCUCUGUCCCGACAGCCAGAGGUUUGUGAAGCAACAGUUACAUCAGGCGUACCAACUGUUUGGCGAUCAGAUCAGUGUCCAGCUCAUCCCCUUUGGCAAUGUCGACGAGUAUAAGGACACAAAUGGUGUACUUAAGUACCACUGCCAGCACGGCAUUCAAGAGUGCCGGGUGGUGGCGCCCAAGCAUUUGAGCCCAAACACCCAGUACCACGUCAGCGUAUCGGUGUACCGGGUAAGUCGUCCUUUACAAGUAGAUGUGAGAGUCAUGGGAAGUACAGAUAACAGCGCCAGUGGGUCAGUGCACUUCGACAAAUCCGAUACCAAAACUGUUAGCUUAGAGAUCGGCGACUGGUCUGAUGGGAACUACACACUAGCCGUGGACAUUGGUAGCGGGAUAACUGUACCAUUCAAACCACUAUUUGGGUUAACUCGCGCAUCUACACUCGACAGACACCGGGAACUAUUGGUUCAGUUCAGAGUCAUUGUGGUCGACCAAUCACUGGUACCCAAAGUCAACACAUUGGUUGACAUAUACAUCAAAGACGAAAACAGAAAUCGUAUCAAACAAUGGACUCAAGUGUUGGUCACGAAUGUGAUAGGAGGAGGAGAUAUUGUGCUGACACACAGUCUCGACAUUCCGGGGAACAGUAAUUCAUAUGAGUUCUCUGUGAUGGCUGUCCACAGAAUGGCACCGAAAGCAAGGAUUUUAUGUUAUUAUGUGAGAGAAGACAACGAGGAAGUGGUGGCCGACGCCAUGGACUUCGAAGUGGACGGACUGUUCAGAACUGACGUGUCGAUCGACACCGACCUUAAGGAGGCAGAGCCGGGAGCACAGGUAGCCGUGAGAGUGAAUACAAAGCCGGACGCGUGGGUGGGUAUAGUAGGUGUCGAUCAGAGCGUACUUUUGCUGAAAUCUGGUAAUGAUAUGACACACAAAGACGUGAUCCAAAAGUUACAGACAUACGAUACGACUGGUAUUAACACCUUUUGGUCGUACAACUCGUCCACCGCUGAACAAGUGUUUGACAACUCCGGGGUUGUGGUCGUGUCCAACGGUUUCAUUUAUGAAAAUGAAGUGUACAGCGUAGGCCCUGGUGAGAGCUCUCAAUCCGUGAGAAGUAAGUCAAUAGUUUGGCGAUCAUUGCACCACAAUGUGGAGGAAGUGCGCCAAAGAUCAGUAUCACAGUCAGCGCCGUUGGAUCGCCAGUCCCAAAGUAAACCCACCCAAACCAAUGUCGGCAUUAGUGUUAAAACUAGAAAACAUUUUCCCGAAACUUGGCUAUGGACCUCAAUGCAAACAGGGAGUAAUGGUUGCGCUGUUAUCAAGAGCACAAUCCCCGACACAAUCACCUCGUGGUUCAUCAGCGCAUUCGCUAUGCAUAUGGAGGCUGGUCUGGGCAUCGCACCCACACCUACGAAGGUCACAGUUUUCCGACCGUUUUUCAUCAAACUAUCGCUGCCUUACUCUAUAAUUAGAGGCGAAACGGUAGCCAUUGAGGCCAUUGUCUUCAAUUACACCACAAAACCAAUUCAAUCGGAAGUAGUAUUUGAUAACAAGAAGCAAGAGUUUGAGUUUAGCCACCGAUUGCACACAAAAGGCGUAAAUGUCUCUGAAAUGAGACAAUUGGUGUCAAUCCCUGCCAACGAUGGCGUUUUGGUCACAUUCACGAUAACACCGAAAACUAUGGGUUAUAUUGACAUCAAACUGACGGCUACCUCAGCCAUGGCUGGAGACUCUGUGCUCAAGAAACUACUGGUGAAACCCGAGGGUCAGACACAACACUUUAAUCAAUCAGUUCUCGUGGAUCUGAAAGAAUCGGCGAAUAUAUUGACGAAAAAU
Molecule: messenger RNA, 1948 nt
Organism: Oppiella nova
Lineage: Eukaryota; Metazoa; Arthropoda; Arachnida; Sarcoptiformes; Oppiidae
Source: the annotation of a GenBank genome assembly